UUUAUUUUAACCGGAAGUAUAAAGUGCUCUUUAACUUAGCAGGAAGUGAGCUUUCACAAAGAAGAGGAGCACAGUUGAUGUCAUGGCUUCAGAUGUGAAGUCCAGAGCAAAGCGUUAUGAAAAGCUGGACUUUCUGGGUGAAGGACAGUUUGCAACUGUGUACAAGGCAAGGGAUAAAACCACAAACACCAUUGUUGCAAUCAAAAAGAUUAAAGUGGGACACAGAACUGAGGCCAAAGAUGGCAUCAACAGAACAGCUCUUCGAGAGAUUAAGUUGUUGCAAGAGCUUAGUCAUCCGAACAUUAUUGGUCUCCUGGAUGCUUUUGGACACAAAUCCAAUAUCAGUCUUGUUUUUGACUUCAUGGAGACUGAUCUCGAGGUGAUCAUAAAGGACACCAGUCUUGUGUUGACGCCAGCCAAUAUCAAGGCAUACAUUCUAAUGACGUUACAUGGUUUGGAGUACAUGCACAAUCACUGGAUCCUACAUAGGGAUCUGAAGCCCAAUAAUUUGCUACUGGAUGAAAAUGGAGUCUUGAAGCUUGCUGAUUUUGGCUUGGCCAAAGCAUUUGGAAGCCCAAACAGAGUAUACACACAUCAAGUAGUAACAAGAUGGUACCGUGCUCCAGAGCUGCUCUUCGGUGCCAGGAUGUACGGUGUGGGUGUGGACAUGUGGGCAGUUGGAUGCAUUCUUGCUGAACUUUUACUCCGAGUACCAUUUUUAGCUGGAGAUUCAGACUUGGAUCAGCUUACAAAGAUAUUUGAAGCUUUGGGAACACCAACAGAAGAGACAUGGCCUGGAAUGUCCAGUCUUCCUGAUUAUGUGUCAUUUAAACUAUUUCCUGGCACCCCACUUGAGCAUAUCUUUAGUGCUGCUGGCGACGACCUGCUGGAACUCCUCAAGGGUCUAUUCACCUUUGACCCCUGCACACGCACCACAGCUUCACAGGCUUUGAAGAUGAGAUAUUUCAGCCAUAGACCAGGACCAACCCCAGGACCUCAGCUUCCCAGGCCAAACUCUUCAGCAGAGGCCCUGAAAGAAAAAGAAAAUCUGUUGAUAGGAAUCAAAAGAAAACGUGACACCAUUGAACAAGGUACCCUUAAAAAGAAGUUGGUGUUCUGAGUGAUUUGGAUGGUCUUUUCUGCCAAUGGUGCUGCUGUGGUCCUCCAUGAAUUGCAAAUGCCCUGAUCAACAGUGCAUUUAGAGUUACGGAAUUGAGCGUAUUUAUGUAUCAGUUAUUACAAUUUAUUUUUCUUUUUUAUGUACUGUAAAAGAUUAAAUUAUAGAGAAAUGUU
Messenger RNA from Myxocyprinus asiaticus (Chinese sucker), 1293 nucleotides. RefSeq names its product cyclin-dependent kinase 7. Gene Ontology annotation, molecular function: cyclin-dependent protein serine/threonine kinase activity; RNA polymerase II CTD heptapeptide repeat kinase activity; ATP binding. Gene Ontology annotation, biological process: positive regulation of transcription by RNA polymerase II; protein phosphorylation. The record is from RefSeq and is a predicted model, not a curated record. Gene Ontology annotation, cellular component: transcription factor TFIIH holo complex; nucleus; cytoplasm. Bases 83 to 1120 code for a protein of 345 amino acids. NCBI's taxonomy places the organism in Eukaryota, Metazoa, Chordata, Actinopteri, Cypriniformes, Catostomidae. The transcript is spliced from 12 exons.